AUGACACAGUACAAAGUGGAGGAUUACCUAAAUUUGGACGAGGGCCAAUUUAGCGAUUCUGCGGAGGAAACGGGGAUCUAUUUGACGCAGGCCGCCUACGACGAAGGCUUCUCCACCACUGCCGCCAGCGUUCCGGUCAUUCUAGCGGAAGUUCCAAAAUUGGCGCGUUUGUCUGAACUUUCGCUAUUACCACAAUAUAACAGUAGCACCGGAAACAGGGUGGAGAAGAAGUCUGUGCAAAGGAACAGGCGAGAUCGAGUUAUUCGCUCCUUCGUCAAGGCAUUUGACAAAACACUGGAAACAUCGGACAGCAGUCUUCUAUCUGCAACACCAUCUCCAAAAUCCAUUUUUUCGUAUGGGUUCUCGUCUUCGCAGGAUGAGGAACGCGCGUUUUCUGUGGUGGAAGGACAUCUCCAAAUACCGCAGGACGACGCUUACAUCAACGAUGGUGGAACAAUGUUUAAGUUAGCGUUGGAAAACUCGCCUUCGGUGUCACCAGAAGAAUUGGAGUUACUGGAAACUGCUCCGUUUGCGAACAACAAUUCCGAUGAUAUCCUCAGCUUCAGCCAAGUGAUAGAACAGCAUGCAAACAUGGAGCAGGAUAUGGUCCAAUUGGAACCGGAUGCCAGUAGGCAAGUUUUUGACUACCUCGCCAACCUUGAACGAUCGGUGGAACUAACAUCGUUGACAUUCGAAGACCAAUUUGACGUCCCCAUAAGUGUAUUCUCCCAGAUGCCACAACAGAUGCACGUGCAUAUGCAAGCGCAGCUCCCAGGAGAAGACGAAGAUAACGAAGAGGAGGAGGAGGAGGCUUACGAGGAGGAGGAAGAAGACGAAGAAGAAGAAGAAACAUAUACGGAAGAACCAUCCUCGAACUUCACCAUGCCCAUACCGCUACAGCUCACGCCGCAGCCGGUCUUCCACCGCCUACAGGAGGUCCGGCCAGAAACGCUCGGCAGCUCUCCUAGGAUGAACAACUUCGUUCCAGAAAAAAAAAGGAGAAAGCUAAGCAUUCAGCCAUUGACGUUUGAUCAGAUACGGUUGACACAUGGGCUAUUACGAAAAACUAUGAUUCGUCACUAUGAUACUGAAGAUCUCAAACUACAGAUAAAGAAAGAAAUUGCAAAAGAACAAAAGGCGGUAAAAGAUGCCUUAAAACGUCCCGACAAGGCUCAAUGCCCAAAAAAGAGAACUAUAAGUAAAACGAGGUUACAAGAUGUUUCCAUUAACUUUCACCAAGCUUUAACCGGUCUUCGAGACUUGGAGGUUGUAUUUGCCCAAAAUCAUAUUUUAUCCUCUGGAUACUGGUCGGCGAAAGCAAACGCUCUAGGGGUCACUGAGAUGCGCUCGAUUGUUUCUGUGAUCCGCCAGCAGUACGAAAACCACAUAACAUUUGAAUUUGUUGACGACGAUGUCAACCCUAAUACAAUUCCUGACGGAAUGAAACUUUUGAAAUUCUCCGUAAUAUCAAGAUACUGUGAGCAUUUAGAAAAUGACCGCUAUGUAAAUGACUGGGUCCAUUUGAUAACUUAUAAUGAUUUAAGCGAACUAUUGGGGUUCGCUUUAGAUAUCUCUGAUGAAAUGAUUGUAGUCAAUGAUGAUUCGUUAAUUUUUGAGACUCAGAAUGAACCAUGGAAACGAUUGCUAAUGAGAUGGAGGUCUAUAUACGAUAAAAAACUAUUUAUCAUCUCUGAAUCAAAAGAGAUGAUGCAACUCAAGAUCGAGAAGGCCAAAUCCCGUGGAAAACCAUUCAAUUUGGAUGAGCGGGAGAAGAAAUUAAAGGAAGAUCUUUUUAAUCAACUUAUGUCAUACAAGGGUUUGUUAGGCGCGCCCUCUAAAACUGCAAAAGACCAAGCUCUCAUCAAGACAAAUAAACUUCAAGCACUAAUAAAAAUUGUGCUAGAGAAAUACUGCUGGGUUGAUCCCUCGAAAGUCCCAGAGGGGGGUUACAGGAGAUUGUUUUAA
Messenger RNA from Eremothecium gossypii ATCC 10895, 1965 nucleotides. RefSeq names its product AEL056Wp. Lineage: Eukaryota; Fungi; Ascomycota; Saccharomycetes; Saccharomycetales; Saccharomycetaceae. The transcript has a single exon. Bases 1 to 1965 code for a protein of 654 amino acids. The record is from RefSeq and is marked provisional.